Molecule: messenger RNA, 7048 nt
Organism: Aphanomyces astaci
Lineage: Eukaryota; Oomycota; Saprolegniomycetes; Saprolegniales; Verrucalvaceae
Exons: 15
Coding region: 65-6967 (2300 amino acids)
Cellular component (GO): membrane; cytoplasm
Molecular function (GO): scavenger receptor activity
Source: RefSeq, a predicted model, not a curated record
CGGUUACUGUACCCCAGCAAUAAGUCGGAUUCAACGACAACGAGGCACUUGUUGGAGAGGUUGCAUGUGUGUAGUAGUCGCCAUCUGCCUUUUGGUCGUCGGCAUUGUCUUGUUGUCGUAUGGUGGGAUAAAUGCAACUUACAAGACCAAGCGAAUUCAACUGGCCCAGCCGCAGCUCCCCAUCUCCACUGACCCGGCCGCGUACUCGGCUUUCCUCGCGAGUCCGACCAUUGGAUACCACCUACAAGAGCCACAGUCCACGAGUUUUUACGUGUUCAACGUCACUAAUGCCGGCGAGGUCGUACAAGGCGCGCUGCCAUUGGUCCAGCAAGUGGGGCCUUAUGUGUAUACCCAGACUUCGGAAAAGCUCGGCGUCGCAGUCUCCACGGCAGCUGCUGCCGCCACUGUCUCGUACCGAGUCCACACGUCAUACCAGUUUGACGCGCUUCGAUCGAAUGGCUCGGAAUCUGACGUUAUCACGAAUGUCAAUGUCACGUAUGCACGGACGUUGGCCAAGCUCGCCGCCGCUGGCUUUUCGGAGCGGAUGCUGGCGGCGUCGUUUGCGCACACCCAGCUGACGUCGUUCGAGGCGUUUUUUCGGGGACCGUUCCUUGCCCAGACCAAGCAGCGGGCGCUGGGGUCGUACUUGCAGUUCAUGGACACGUCCGUCCGGCAGGCCGCCUUGCCAGCCGCGCUCACGGCGUUUCGGGCCCAAGUGGCGUCUCAGACGCUGCCCCAACAUGCCACGCACUUGCUCUCCCACGUCCGCCAAGCGCGCGUGCCUGGUAUGCUGAGUUCGCUGUACGACAGCUUCCUCGUGCAGUACAUCCCCGCCACGCUGACCGGGCAGUACGACUCGCUCAGUCGACUCAGCCUCCCCCGCGUGCUCUCCAACGUCGUCAGUCGCAUGACGGUCGAAGUCACGCCGUCUGUGACGUUGCGCCGCGAGCGGCAGCUACGACAGGAGGCCACCCCCGCGCUGCUGUCGACGAUGCUGCCUCGCGUUUUGGAGAACAUUGCGCUGCCGUACAUUGUGCAAGAGUACAUGGAACAAGCUUGCUUUGAAGCGGUGCCGUCGAUGCUCAACACGAUCAAAAACGAACUGGUCCAAGCGGCCGUGGCCCAGCGAAUUCUGCCGACGGAGGCGCACCAAAACACGCUUCUGCUGUGGAUGCAAUCAGAAUCGCCUAGCACUUCGUGGACAAACGUCGACGCGCUAGUGGGGGGCACCCCCACGGGCGUGCCUCGAGUUGGCUUUGAGUUGAAUUCGAUUCCAGUAGCCUCCAACUCGACCGUGUCCCGGACGUUGAGCUUGGAAGUCGCGGCGCUCUUGUUUCACGAAAAAGCAAACGUCGAAUUCUCCUUGCUGACGUAUGACCGCGCGGACACCACGCGCGGGUUUGGGCUGUGGAAACAAGCGGUGGCCUUGAACGCCGAUGCAAUCGCGAGGCUCUUGGCGGGGGUCAACAACGAAGUGGCCACGCCUUCCGACUACUUGACACUUGCCCAGAUCCUUGGCAUCCGCGACUACAUUCUGUACUGGAGCCAAAGUUCCAUCGUGCGCCGCGACCGGCAACGGUAUUGGGCGAUGGCGUACACGGCUCGCACAACCAACAGCCUUCCCGAGCCCGACGUCGACUUGGACUGGGAAACUGCGGGCGUGCAACCGGGGUUCUCGCUGGUGGCAGUUGGCGGGACGGACGUCGGCUUGUCGGACGCGACUGUGGCGAAAUUAUGGGACGGGACAACUUCGCCGUCGUUCUUGAGCCCCCAAGGGUACAUUCUAUGGUCCCAGGCCAUGGCCAGCGACACCACCGCGAAAACCUCCAUCGCGACAACAUUUGGCCUCUCCAGUCCUCAACUGAAUUCGAUCCUGGACUGGCUCACGGGGGUGGUGACCAGUGCAACGUUCAAGCGGCAUGUCGUUCGGCAUUGGGCUCAAGGCGGCACGUCCCCGUCGCCCUUUAACAACGUCACAGACGUCCAGUGGUUUGACUUGGAGCCCGCGAUUGGUCUAGCUCAAGGCGGGUUUGAACUUCCGUAUGACGCUACCUUGUCGUGGCCAGACACUUUGGCCGAGAUGCUGUGGGACUCGACGCAACCCCAGGCGUUUGUGUCGACUGCAGGGUUUAAUACUUGGAAAACGAUUCUGGUCACUCCCACUGGCCUCUCGGACAUGACCACGGCGCUCAACGGACUCGGGCACGGUACCGUCACCGAACGCCACGUUCGCCAGGUGUCGACGUGGUUACAGCAAUGGAUAGACAACAAACUCUUCGUACAAGCGAUCCACCAGUGGUGGCGGGACCCCGCGACGUACCCCUGGUUGUUACCAAGCCAGGCUCCGUUUGCAUUGAACCGACCGGCGCUGUCGGCUGCCGCCACCGAAGCACUAUGGGACGCCUCCAGUGACAUUUCCAUCCUUCAUGUUGUUGGAUACAGCAAGUGGAUGACGAUGCAAAACUCAUCGUCAUCACUUUUAUCGUCGUGGAAUGCGCAAAUCGUGGCUACUUGUGCCAACUUGACGGGGGGCGCCAAUUCCGCUGUGUUUGCGACCGGUCUCGCUGGAAGUUGCGGACUGGCCACGCUCCCCGACGUCGCGGUGGUGCAAUUGUAUGUGCAGCACAUGGCCCAAGACCCAUAUGUCAAGGCGGCGUUGCUAGCGCAGUGGCGAUGCGGCACGACGGACAUAUGGGACGUCGAGCCGUACCGCGAUGGCCUGCAGGGGGGAUGGGAACUGUGCCGGAAUAGGACUACUUGUGGCCUCGCGUCAGCCAACAACACGGUGUGUGCCGUGCCAACCACCGCGUUUCAAGUGUGGGACCCGUCGGCGGCUGCGUCGCUGGUCAACCCUAUCACGUUCCAAAACGUAUGGCUGCCGCUUCUCGUUGUCGCGAGUUCAUCAAGUACUACAAUUACUACCAGCGCUGCCCAGGCGGCAGUGGCGACUGCUUUUGGACAACCCCAAUGGCUUCCUUGGAUGGAGGUCGUGUCGCAGUGGGUAGCGUCGUGGGUGUCGAACGAAGUACUGAUGUGGGACGUGCUUGGUUUGUGGAUGCAAGCCACUUGCGAUGGCGGGGCAGCCGUCGGCGCCCCCAUAACGACAUCCGUCGUAACGACUGACGCGGCGUGCGAGCCGGGGCUUGUGGACAGCACCAACGAGACGGUGUACACCAGCAGCAUGGUCGGAGGUCGCCCAACGACGUACUUUACGCCCGAGUUUAACCUGCUCAGUGCGUCCGACGUCGGAACGACCACGACGAUCCAACGCACGCAAUCGGUUAUCACCUGUGACAGUGGCAUGCGCACCACGACGUCCACGAUGCAAAUGUACACGACAACGACGUGUCUCAUGGCUGACACCGAUCCAGCCAUGCCAGGGCUUCAACGGGGCUUUGAAUUGAACGCUGUUACCACCACCCUCACCAUCGACGUGGUGCAAAACCUGUGGACACCAUCCAAACCGUACAGUUUUCUGAAUCCGGUUGCUCUCGACGUGUACUGGUCCAAGGCGGCCGACUCGCCCGCGAAGCUUGCGGCCCUGCUGCAACUUGUUCAUGUGGACGCGCCCAAUGUGUCGGCGGACGACUUAAAUGCGAUCAACUUGUGGCUCAAAGCGUGGCGCCACAAUGACCUCAUGUCGCUGUUCGUGCUAAGGGGGUGGCUUGCCCCGACCAAUGCCACCAUCGAAACCUUCGAUUUGGAUCCCCGGACGCCGGCUGUCGAGACGGGGUUCGAGUUACGGUGGGUCCCAGCGAUGAUGGCUGCGACAUCGUACCCGACGCUGAGCCAGGCGCAGUACCUAUGGGACGACGGGAACGAGUUUUCGUUCUUGACCGCCAAUACGGACAACGCGAACGUCGGGUUCGGGGCGUGGGUGCAGGCGUAUAGCGGUGCCGUUCCUUCGUCCGAGCGACUCAUCGCAGAAUAUCCCCCGGUCGCUCACGUGACUCGGCAAACUCAAACCGCGAACGUCACGAUUGUGGGCAACAUUCAAGCCGCCACGGGGCUCACCGCCAGUCAAAUUCAGGCCAUCGCGACAUGGCUGCUGAUGUGGCCGGAUCAUGCGUUCUUGUGGCAAGACGUCCUCAGUCAAUGGCGGACCCAAACGACCCAGUUCACCGACACCCCCGCGCGGUGGAACGUGGCGACUCUGGACACUUCAAACGGCGGGUCGACUUCGCUGAGUGGAUUUGAACUGCCCGUGCCGAUGCCACCCGCCGUGUCUAUCUCACCGUCUCAAGCGAGGCAGCUUUGGGAUGUAUACACGCCCUACUCGUUUCUGAACCCCAAGAUGCUCGUCGUAUGGUGCUUUGCCUCGUCACCAUCGCCUCCUCUUGCGUGCCCGCAUCUGACGGACGUGACCGGCAGUGCGACAGCCGAAUCUGCGCAAUCUUUGUUACUCGCCACGCUCUUAAUGUUCCAGACGACUGUGUACGCUGCGACGUCGUUCGUCGGGGUAUCUUCAUCCCCCGUGGACCGCGCGCGGAAUUUUCUGUCGACGGUGUCUGGCCUGUCGACGCCCAGCAUCGUAGCCGUCGCGACAUGGCUCACGCGAUUGCCCACGGCCUCGACGGCGUACCAGUACUUGAUGCUACGUCAGUGGCAACAACCUUCGCUCCCGCUGGACCCGCGAUGUGUGGGGUUCGAAGUGUCGUUUGUGUACAACACCACCGCCGCCGCAAUUCCUCGAAACGUCACGCCGGCGUCGAUGGUGGCCAACGUGGCGUGCGCCCCCCUUUCGACAGACUUGGCGCGUCGAGUUUGGGAGUCGAGUGACCCAUUGUUAUCGUUCACGAACGCCGGCGGAAUCGCGGCCUGGCUCGCACCGACACUGACCAUGCCUGGCCUGUUGGCAUGCCAAGUGACCCAAAUCCAGCAAUGGCUAACCUCGUGGCAGGCCCAUCCGUUCUUGAGGCAGAUCGUCGAGUAUAGAUGGUUCUCAUCGUGCUCGACAGUCUCACCAUGUGCCAACCUCACCCAGAGCUUGUUUGAUCCCCAGCGGGGCUUUGAAGUCGCCCUGGAACCGUCGGCCAAUGUCACUACGUGGCAGACUGUUGCGCAAGUGGUGUGGGACCGGGACUCGCCCCUCUCGUUUUUGCAUCCGUCGGGAUUCAAGGUGUGGCGGACAUUGCUUACAAGUUGCACUACGUCCAACCUAGCCGAUGCCACGUGUGCUGCCGCUGUUAAUGCUCAGCCGCUACCCACGGCGUUGAGUUUCCUCGUUAGUUCAAUCCUACCACUUGUUCAAAACGGCAAGCUAUCCGACGUGCAAGACGCCGUCUACACCAUCGGCUACGUAUGGCUGUUGCGACUGUUGGACACCGGCGACUUUUCCAGCUACUUACUGCGACAAGUGGGGAGUGGCGCUACGACCGUCCGCAGUUUGGCGACACAACAGUGGAUCAAUGGGACAGUGUUCAACUUCACCAACGUCGCAAGUCUAGCAGAUGUCGUCACUACUGACACCUGGAACGUCACGAGCCAGUCCGUGCUAUCCGUUCCAUUGCCCCAUAUGGCCGGCCCCCCUGAACUGCGCACCUAUUGCGAUCGACGGAAAGACAAUACAGCGCCUUGUGGAUUAGGCGAUAGGUACACGAUCGACGACGCGGCUGCCUCGGCAACCCUGUCGCUAUUCACGGACCCGACCAAAGUGAGUGUUGGCGGGUUGACGGUCGCGCGGGGCGUCGUGGUGCUCGACUUGUAUUUGGCCCAGCCUUUUACUACCGCCGACGAGUGUGCAGCGCAUGCGGCGGUACUCGCCAGUCUCUUUACGCGACCAAUAACCAACACCACCAGCAAUUCCACGACCAACAACACUAGUCAGUGUUGGCCCGUGUCGAACGCGUUUUGGUUGAACACGUUUCCGCUUUUGGCAGUCCCGUCAACGCAACUGACAGACAUGCAAAUGUACCUUCGACAUGUGGCCACCACGUUUGGCUAUGCCCGGCCAGCCGCGCUCCCUCUCGGAAGCUACUUGACCCAGCAAUCCGUUCGUAGUUUGCUAUGGGCCAACCCAGCCACCGCCACGACCACCAGCAGCAGCAGCUUUGCCACUCCAACCUCCACCCUGCCGCUCCCAAACAUCCAAUUCCCAGCCACGGAUUCGUUGGCGCAGCGCACACCGUUGGUCGCCAACGUCACCGGCAACCAAAGCACGACUAUCACGUCCCUCGGUCUAUCGUCGUCCAAAUACGGGUGUGUGAUAGCCCAGGUUGCCUCUCCUACCAACGGAAUCUCUGGCGGUGGAAUUGAGUACCAAGACCCGACGUGCUCGUACACGGACGGCUCGGUGUUUCCACCAGGCGCGCCGUCGUCGCUGUCGUUUUUCUGGAGCUUCGGCCGGCAAAUUCUCAACCUGACGUUCUCGUCCACCACGACUCGGUUUGGGGUCGCAUUGCGCCGAUACACGUGGCGGCCCACGGUGUGGCUCCGCACCAGCGCGACCCUCUACGACGACCUCCCCGUGACCGUCACGUCUCCCCACCUGUACAACCUGACAUCCCCCGCCGUCCCCUUCGCCGCCGGCCUGUCCCCCGACGCCCAAGCCCACGCCACCGUCGUGGACGUCGAGCCCCUAACCGGCCUCGUGCUACACAGCCGCAUGAACUGGCAAGUCAACGUUCAAAUCGGCCCCACUGCUGAGUGGUUCCCCAACCUCACAUCCGCCUUCGUGCCCGUGUUCUGGACGCGUCAUGAGCGGUCCGCUGCCCCGUCGGCGUUUGAGUCGUACGGGGACCUGACGGACGCCGGUCCGUUUGCGGCGGAAAAGGUGGCCAUCUGGGAGCUGGUGGGGGGGGCGCUGUGUGUGGGUCUGGGGGUACACCUCUUUCGACGCAUGCACCUCACUCGCCAGCGGUCCGUGCGCCUUAUUCAGCCCGAUCUCGUGGACGACGAGAGCUCCGCGACAGUCGACUCCCUCUUACAUGCCACCGCGAUAGCCGAAGACGAUGCCAAGCGGCAAUAACUAGGUCUAUUCACUGUAAGCUCAUAUUUCAUAUGGUACAAGUGUGGACUAGGAUAUUUCUGACAGCGUGUCAGUCCGCCA